Molecule: messenger RNA, 4017 nt
Organism: Emericellopsis atlantica
Lineage: Eukaryota; Fungi; Ascomycota; Sordariomycetes; Hypocreales; Bionectriaceae
Product: putative cell wall biogenesis protein phosphatase Ssd1
Exons: 2
Coding region: 1-4017 (1338 amino acids)
Biological process (GO): mRNA catabolic process
Cellular component (GO): exosome (RNase complex); P-body
Molecular function (GO): RNA binding; 3'-5'-RNA exonuclease activity
Source: RefSeq, a predicted model, not a curated record
AUGGAGCAACAACAGCAGCAGACAACCCCUCAGCAGCCGCAAGGCCAGCCUCAGGGUCAACCGCAACAACCCCAGCAAACUGGAGGUGUGCAUGGCCCUGCUGGUCGCAGGCUGCACAUUGCCCAUCGGCGGAGUCCUUCCGAGUUGACUCCCCUGAUGAGCAUGUUCGCCAACCCAGGAAUGGAACAGUUGGCUAUUCAGCAGCAGAUUGAGCUGUUGCAGCAACAGCAACAGCAGAUUCAGGCUACGCAGCAGCAGUACGUGAACAUGGGAAUGAUGCCCCCUGGCCAACCCAUGCACGGCGGACAAUUCAAUCCUUUGCAGUCCAUGGGUAAUAUGCAGCAGCCUAACUUCCAGUCCCCCCAGCAAAUGGGGCAACAGAAUGUCAACAUGGCUCCUCCCAACCAACCCAUGUCACAUCGCCGUAAUCAGUCGGCACUCCCCAAUAUGGGCAUGGGCCCCCCACCAGCGCCCUCCUCCGGAGCCUCCGGCUCUACGUUUGGUAAUUUCGAGGCACCUCACGCCGGUGCUGGUGGUCAGGGCCGUGGAGAGAAUGCGGGCCGUGGGGGACGAGGUGCCGGCGGAGGCCAUCAGCGCCGUCACUCACUGGCACUAUCGGACGCCAAAAAAGCUGCCGAGCUUGCGCAGCAGAAGCGAACCACAACCGGCUUUCAAUUCCCCGGACCUAACGCCGACAAGCCGGAUGACGAGAACAAGCCUGCUGCUCAGCAGGAAGCGUCAUCGGAUACCCCUCCCCCGGCGGCUCCAGCUGCGCGGGGCGGUCGUGGAGGACACGGGCGCAGUCAGAGCAUGGCCGUAAAUGGUCGAGGCGGAGGCGGUGACUUUGGUCGACGCGGCGGAGGCCACGCGCGAACUGGUUCUCGCAACUUUGAGGGCAAUUGGCGUACUCAGGGCGCUGGACAAGACCAAGGUAACAUGGGUCAGAGUUUCCAGCCUGGUCAUCGAGCACAAGGGUCCAUGAACCAAUCCGUCUCUAACCUCGGCGGGUUCCAAUACAACCAGCCGCAGAUGAUGCAGAUGCCCAAUCAAAUGGUCAUGCCUCAAAUGUUUGGCCAGCACCUUACCCCUAUUCAGCAGCUGCAGGCUCUCCAAGCUGCCCAGCUCACCCCCCAACAGUUACAGGGUCUGCAGGGCUCGCAGCACGCCGGCUCUAUGGGGGGCCAGCAGCAGCAGCAGCGCAAGACUUUGUUCACUCCUUAUCUGCCGCAGGCUUCACUGCCUGCUCUUCUCGGAGACGGACAGCUCGUCUCAGGCAUUCUUCGUGUUAACAAGAAGAACCGCAGCGACGCUUACGUCACCACCGGGGAUGGUGUACUUGAUGCUGACAUCUUCAUCUGUGGCAGCAAGGAUCGCAACCGUGCCUUGGAAGGUGACUUGGUUGCCAUCGAGCUGCUGGACGUGGAUGAAGUAUGGUCGCAGAAGCGUGAGAAGGAGGAAAAGAAGAAGCGCAAGGAUAUCACCGAUACACGUUCCGGCUCGACAAACCAAGGUCGUCGUGACAACAAUAAUAACAACAAUGAAGACAACAAUGAAACCGGCGAGGGCGGUCUCCGCAGACGCGGCAGUCUGCGACAGCGGCCUACCCAGAAGAAGAAUGACGAUGUCGAGGUCGAGGGACAGAGCCUUCUGCUGAUGGAGGAAGAGGAAAUUAAUGAUGAGCAGAAGCCGCUUUACGCUGGUCACGUCGUUGCGGUGGUUGAGCGUGUCGCUGGCCAGAUGUUCUCCGGAACUCUUGGUCUGCUGAGGCCCAGCAGUCAGGCUACCAAGGAGAAGCAAGAAGCAGAGCGAGCCGCUCGGGACGGUGGCAAUGGUCGUCAGGACAACCGCCAGCAGGAGAAGCCCAAGAUUGUCUGGUUCAAGCCUACCGACAAGCGUGUGCCCUUGAUUGCUAUUCCCACCGAGCAAGCACCGCGCGACUUUGUGGAGAAACACCAGGACUACGCCGACAGAAUUUUCGUUGCCAGCAUAAAGCGCUGGCCCAUCACCUCUCUCCACCCCUUUGGUACUCUCGUUGAGCAGCUCGGCCGCAUGGGUGAUCUCAAAGUCGAGACUGAUGCCUUGCUGCGCGACAACAACUUUGCGAACGACGAAUUCUCCGAGGCCGUGAUCAGGAAUGUGGGCUUGGCAGAUUGGUCCCUGGAAAAGGAAGAUGAGGCUCUGCUCUCUGCUCGCCGCGACUUCCGUGAUGAGGCUACGUUCACUGUGGACUACAACAGCGGAGCUGAGCUUGGCAAUGCAAUUCACGUGAAGUCUCGCCCCGAUGGCAAGAUUGAUGUCGGAAUUCACGUUCCCGACGUUGCUCACUUCGUCAAGGCCAAUUCCUUGGUGGACCGUGAGGCCAAGAAGCGUGGCACCUCGGUGCAGCUCAUCAACCGCUUCUGCGCUCUCUUGCCGCCCAAGCUGGCUGGCGAGGUGUGCUCCUUGGCCCCUGAACAGGAGCGCCUUGCAGUUUCAGUGGUAUUCAGCGUCAACCCCCACACAGGAGCUGUGGCGGAGGGCGACACCUGGAUUGGACGCAGUAUCAUCAAGAGUUCUGGCAAGGUCACGUUGAACGAGAUCGAAAAGGCCCUGACCGAGUCGUCAGCCUACGACAACACCGCCAUCCCCGUCAAGUCACUGCAGAUCCUCAACGCAGUCUCCCAGAAGUUCCGCGAAACCCGCCUCGGUGCUGGCGGCGAGCCCAUUGCACCUCUGAGACUGCUUCAGCAGCUUGACGAUGAGAACAACCUGGUGCAGCACAACCUGUUCGACUCAUCCCAAGCCCUGGAACUGGUGGAAGAGCUCAACCACAAGGCUAAUGCCUAUGUCGCUCAGCGUCUUGCCCAGGCCUUGCCCGAGAAGGCGUUGCUACGCCGCCAAUCGCCCCCCAACGCUCGUCGCCUUCAGACUUUUGCUGAGCGCAUGACUGCUCUUGGCUACGACAUUGACACCUCUGGAAGUGGCGCACUACAAAACAGCCUGUUCAAGGUUGAUGAUGCUGACCUCCGCAAGGGUAUGGAGACAUCGCUUGUCAAGUCUAUGCAGCGCGCAAAGUACUUCAUUGCUGGCAAGACUGCGCAGCCACUCUGGCCGCACUAUGCACUCAACUUGCCACUCUACACUCACUUCACCAGCCCCACUCGCCGUUACGCCGAUAUUGUCGUGCAUCGUCAACUCGAAGCUGUACUUUCCGAAGGCGCGAUUGAGUUCAAUGAUGAUAUGGAGAACUUGGUCAAGACUGUUGAGGCUAUCAACACCAAGAAAGAUUCAGCUCAAAAUGCCCAGGAACAGAGCAUUCACAUUGAGUCUUGCCGCGAGAUGGACAAGAAGCGCCAGGAGGCGAAUGGCGACCUCAUUGCCGAGGGCAUCGUCCUUUGCGUGUACGAGUCCGCCUUUGAUGUGCUGAUUCCCGAAUGGGGAUUCGAGAAGCGUGUCCACUGCGAUCAGUUGCCGCUCAAGAAAGCGGAGUUCAGGAAGGAAAAGCGCGUGCUCGAACUGUACUGGGAGAAGGGGGUGCCCAGUUCUGCCUUUGUACCUGAGGAUGAGCGCCCUAAGGCAGCUGCCUCUCAGAGGAUGAACAACGCCAUGGUUGCUCAGAAGAAGGCCGAGGAAGCUGAGCGCCAGCGACGUGAGCGCGAGGAAGCGGCGCGCAAGCAGACUGAGACGGGCACCAUGUCGACGGAUGAUGUCGAUGCCUUGUUUGACGAUGAUGAGGAUGACAAGUCGGAUCUGACGGAGGCUAUGGCUGGCGCUUCCCUGGCCGAGCGCCCGACGCAGAGCGUGCCUGGAUCGCCAGCUCGCUUGGCCCCGGCUGGUGAUGCCGCCGGCCUGCAGCGCACGCAAUCAGCAUCGAAGGUGCCCGCGACCGAGGCCCCGGAGACCCGAGUCAACAACAAGGAGAAGUACCUGAGCUGGUUCACUCUUCGCGAGGAGGGCGGCGAGUAUAUCCAGGAUGUCACAGAGAUGACGAGGGUUCCUGUUAUUCUGAAGACUGAUCUGACGAAGAGCCCACCGUAA